This is a messenger RNA of Macrobrachium nipponense, 6648 nucleotides long. RefSeq names its product A-kinase anchor protein 1, mitochondrial-like. The coding region runs from base 498 to 971 and encodes 157 amino acids. The record is from RefSeq and is a predicted model, not a curated record. Lineage: Eukaryota; Metazoa; Arthropoda; Malacostraca; Decapoda; Palaemonidae. The transcript has 7 exons.
AGCAUCGGCGAAGUCGAACCCGAAACCUUGUUCAACCCUUCAGCGUUCCCAGUUAGUUACUAGUCAAGAAACUUACAUCUUUUAUGAAUUUGAGAUACCUCAGGUUUUAGUUGGCCGAUUGAUUGGGAGGAAAGGCGCAUUUGUCAACAAAAUUAAAGCGGCCACAGACGCUUCUAUAAUUGUCGGUCCCCAUAGAACAGGAGAUUCAAGAUGUGUUCUGUAGAAGGUACAAAGUCACAAGUAGAGGCAGCUUUAGAUAUGAUCCGCGAGUAUUUCCCCAUCAACCGUUACCCAGAAUUGACGUUAGCGCAGGUGCACAGUCGUUCGCCUGCUCUACCGCCCGUUCACGGUGUGAUAAACAACCAAGCAAUGCAGAUUGAACUUGCCAUGGGGGUCGUAGUGGAGGUUCGCGUCAGUGCCGUGGCCAGCGGCAACGAGAUCUGGGUUCAGCAGCCGCUCCACCCUCGUUUUCGGCCCUCCAGCGCCUUCAGGCCUGCAUGAACCUCAACUACGGUGAUGGUUCCACCACCCCACAAAUCCCUGGUCCAAUUCCGGAGAGAACUGUGUGCGUUGCUCAAAUAGACACUCAGUGGUAUCGAUGUCAGGUCCUCAGUGCAACGGAGGAGACGGUCUUAGUCGUGUUGUUAGACGUUGGUGGUGCCUUGACAGUUCCUGCCUCAUCUCUUAGACAGAUUCGGAGGGACUAUGCAACCUUACCUUUCCAGGCAACGCAGUGCUUGUUGCAUGGAAUUCAGCCCACAUCUGAAGAAGGAUGGGACGACACUUCCACAGCAUUCUUAGAAGAGCUGGUUAGCGGGGUAAUUCUGUCUGCUACAGUCGUAUCGUACAUGCCUGAUGGGGUUCCUCUAGUCAACCUUUACCGCUGUGAUCAAGAUGAGUUAAUCUUCGUCAACGAAAGACUCGUCACUUUAGGCCACGCGCGAUGGAUACCUUUAACAUCUUCCAGCUGAAGUUUCUGGGGAGAUUGAUUAUCUUCAGAUGUCUGAGCAGUCGUUGAUCAAAGACCAUCAUAUGGCCACUCGAAGUCCCGCUACAUGUCGCUUCCAUAAGGAACCAAAAACCCCAUUCUCGCUGGUUUGUUCAAGUGGCUGGCUGGUUGGCCUUCAGUAACUGUAGAUGUUCUCCAAAAGAUUCAUUAUUUAUUUAUUUUUAAUUUUUUUGUAAAUCAUUUUCAGUGGUUUCCCCUUUUCAUGAACUGAAAAUUUUUGAGUUGUAAGAAAAAAAUGUGCCUUUAUAAAAAGUACUUUGAAAGAAACUUCAGGAUUGAAGGACUCUCUUAAGGUUGUCUUGUUUACCAUACUACAGUAUGAGUUUUCCUUUGUAAAAAAGGUUGAUGGAAUCGGGGGUCGUUAGUCUGCCACUCCCGGCAUUGCUCCUGUAAAGGUGGUAUCAUAUCCCGUUGUGAAGGCAGCAUUGUCGAGACGUACAACUACUGCCAAAAAAUCCAACCCUCCUGGCCGACCCUAAAGAGUAAAAAUCUACAAACUUUAAGGCCUGUUAAAAUGACAGUGAUGUUUUUCAUUCAAAAUACUUAACAGAUGUGAAUUUUCAUUUUAAUGCGAGCACACUUGUUUCAGCUACCUGUAAAAGGAAUGUGAUGCAGUAUUUAUGCUUUACCAAACCUGCUGUUUUUUUGACUUGGUUAAUACUGUAUAGCUAGAGAUUCUCAGACCAUAUUUUUGAAAGAUGAAUUAUAAGAGUAGAUCCCAUUUUUAUUUAUAUGCAUGUUUGGAAGAUGAAAUUAAGUCGAUCGUCAUAUACUAGUGGGAAAAAAAAGCUGCAUGUUCAACAAUGUCAUUCACCGUGAAACUCAUGUUUAACAUGCAGUAGGUUAGAGUGGUUUCCGUAGGUGUCGACAAAAUAUUUGGAUAGGCUCAGGUGUGGACUUGUUGUCUUUUUAAUUCUUUAUACUGUACAUAACAGGUUUAUUUUGACAUUCUUUGAUUCUCAUAUUUAGAAGUGACUACCUUUUUGUGUAAAUAUGGCUAAGUUAAUGUAUAUAAGAUUUUUCUUUCCAGCAGUACUGCUUGAGACCCAUAGUUUGGUAAAGCUCAAACUAUACUUACACUAAUAUGCUUUCUUAAAGCUCUGUGGAGUUGAACGACGAUCAGUUUGUGUGUUUUGAUGUCAGGAAUUAGAGUUGAGUGAAUUCACUUCACUGUCAAUUUAAAAAUCUGGCAGCAGUUGAGAAUUGGAACAGCCACCUGUAUCGAGUUUAAUUUACAAUUCCGUAGCAAACACCUUCAUUCCGUAACCACUUGUUUGCGUUCUGCUGUGCUGUCUGUCAGUAGUUUUCUGUUUCAGCCUCUUCAGUCCAGCUGUUUUCAUUCAGUUGUACGUAUAUUUAAACUACCUUAUAAUGUUUCAGGUUUUUACUUUUGUUGCGCAACUUUUGAUAUCGAAACUGCCUAAUAAUAAUAGUGUUUUGAUACUUUUACUUUUGUUGUUGUGUCAUUAUAGGUUGAUGGGGGUAAUUGGAAGCUAACAUUUUGACACUAAGUCUCCAACGAAAGUUGUUGCUUUCUUAAAGAAGCUGCAUUGUGUAAGAUCUCAUUUUUUCUUGGCAUGCGACGUAUCGAAUGCAUACUAGUUCAUUGUGCAAGUUGAUCUUACUGCUAGUUUGAAAUGAGGUGAGGUUUUACAAGUGUUAUAUGUUAAAAGAGUGAGUGUUGCUAAAGUAUAAAGGUUUAAAAGCAGUAGUUCAUGUCAUAGGUCAACUUUUUUUAAUAAAAAUUUGGUUCAUUGCUGCUCAGUAUGUCAUGUGUUCUAGGCUGUGAUGAGCGACCAUUUUCAAAGUAUUCUGUAACUACUUUGGCCUUCAUAAUGGCUGUUCCAUUCUGGUGCCACAUCCAUUGAAAGCUCUGUAGGUUGUUUUUGUUUGUUUUUUACAGCUUUCACAUUUAUUUUGAAAUCAUCAGUGCCUCUUUAAGGAAUACUACUUGCAUGUUUCAUGUGUUGUAGAUAGUGAAAACAAGAGAGAUAGAGACAUUGGUUUUCAUAGGUUGAAGUAUGCAGGGUUGUUAAAUAUAGUUCUAUGAGUGUCUUUUGGUAGGACAGGGUGAUUAUUAGUCAUUUGCAAGACUUGUUUAUGAUUUGAACAGUACAGAGAAAGUGAAAAUUAGAAUUGGUGUUUCCUAGAAGCUUGGUUUGUGUAAUUAGCCUUUGUAAAUGCAAAGUGAAAGUUACAGUAAUGUCCUAUAGUUUUGCGUUUUUUAACCAAUCAACCUGAUUUCCAGUUAAAGGUGCUCCAUGAUAGACGUCUGUGCCUAAGCCUUGUAGUGUAUUGUUUAGAUUUCUUACGUAGGUGAAACAGAACGAAUGAAAAAAAAUGAGGAAUCGUACGUAGGUAUAUGCGUCUAAUGAUAUACACGAACAAAAUUCCACUUGACAAGAAUUUUAAACGAGUCAAGCAAAUUGUGAAUAGUACUUGUAGAAUGGACUUAGGCCUCGGUAGUGGUGGGUUAGAACUGGAAAUGUUACAGCCACUCUUGGCUGUUGUGUGUAUGUAUUCAGCUUCAAUUGCAGUUCACUCCAGAAAAUCAGGAUCGUGUACGAUAGAAAGUUAGAGUAAUUAUUUAGACAAGAUUGAGUGUUUUUGAUCUUUUGAUAUCAUGACUUGUUUACUGUUUAUCCAUAUGUCACAAAACUGUGUGUGUGUGUGAAGCAUUAUGUAAAUGGUAAGAUAGGCAGGUCCUCAACUUAAGUCCCUUCGAGAAGGCGUUUGAGACACCCUAACUUCCAGGUUCAUAUCAAAAUUUCGAGAUAUCUGUAACCCACUCAAUAGAAUGUGGUCGUGUUUCAGUUCAAAGGCAGAUCCUUCAGCAUGGGUCUAAUAGAUUCUGUUGAGUCUAUCACCCUGUCUAUUUCAGUAAUUAUACUUGCGGUUGUGAAGUUAUCACAGUGUUUCCACAUUUACCUUCAGUUCAACCCCAGUUCCGCUGUUUGCGAUUAAAUUGGCAACCUCAGUUCCGCUGUUUGCGAUUAAAUUGUCAAUCCCAGUUCCGCUGUGUGCGAUUAAAUUGAAUUUCUAAGCUACAUAUAGUUGUUGCAUUGUAAAUAAGUUCUGCACACAUAUAACGAUUAAGACAAGAUAAAAAGUUCCUUGACGUUUUGUUAUUCUGUGUACGUAACUUGCGGUACUUGAAAUUAAACUUUCUUGGAUUGUUGAGGAUCAUUGUAAUAACUACUGAAAUUGCUUUUUUGCAUGCAAGCAUUUUGCUUUUGACUAAUGCAAAUGCUAUCACACCUGGACAGUGAGAGUUGCACUAACUGAACAGAUUGGCUAGACACGGCCACAGAUGUAGGAACCUCUCGGAGAUUUCAUUCCGUUUCUCUAAUCAGUAAUCAAAUUGUCCCGGUGAUCUCCAUAGGACGUUGUUUACUAUUCAGACAAAACUCUCAUAAUAGUGUUUAUAGAAAAGAAAUUGGGUCCUCUUCAUAAAUGUCUGUGCUGAAUUGAGUGGGUUGGUCUUACAAUAAUCCUCUUGCCUAUCAUACCUCUGUCAUAGAGUCUGUAUGCGUAAAUCCUUCCUUUUUUUUUUGUGUACUGUUUUUCUCAUUUUCAUACCUUAGUUGUUAGUUGCCAGUGUCAAAGGAGGUACAAAAAUAAGAUAUCAGUUCUUUUAUCUCUUGCUAACAUAACUCUUAGGACCUUUGUCACUUGGAGUGAUACAUGGUACGCAAAGUAGUUGGGCUUGUGCAAAUGCUUUUAUCAUAGUUUUUCAGUAGGCACUAAGAGAAAGGGGAAUGCGGUAGAUUUAGUCACGCUAAUGUUGGGGUGAAUGAGUGAAAAUUGAGCGGCAGCUUAAUCUCUACAGGGUGAGGUUUUUUUUAUUUUAUAGAACAGCUCAGUGAAGUGAUUGCUCUGCCUUUAGCCUUGGAGCCACACGGCAUUCACAAAGCUAUAUUCGUUUGUGAGGGAACGUGUUAGCUGAAUUCUUAGGGGAGCAGCAUAAUACACUCUCCUUGGAAAAUCAGGAAAUCUUUUAAGAUAUUGAUGUGCACAAUAUAGAUUGUCUGCAAUUGAAAGGCAAAUUGUUAUACAGCGCUGUAUUUUUUGUUUAUGUAAAUCCAGUUUUUGCUAUUUAAAACUAUUUUGAUCACCCUGAAAUGUGUAGUCUUGAAGUAUCUUUGUUCUUAAACUUUUGCUGCUCAGGGAAAAUUGUAGUAUAUCGUUGCUGAUUUCACAAAUACAUCUAUUAUUUUUAUUCCUGAGAGAGUUAAGUUAAAGGAUCCCAUCAUGGAAUAUUGGGUGAAAAUCAUUCAAAAAAUGACAUUCAUUUUAUGAGGUAAUGUAAUGUAAGCUAUUGUUUCUUAUUGUGAAUAGUUUAAGAAUAAUUUUGUCUUGUGCACAAUUUUUUUAAAGGCCCCGUGAAGUAUGCAACUUAAGCUGAAAAUGAUCAGAAUGCAAGCAAUGUUUAUCAUGAAGAAUAUUAUGUAAUUGAACAUUGUAAGCAUGUAGUUGGAUCCAUUUUGUUUUCAUUUUCAGAUUGAACACCAGAUGGAAGUAUGUAAUGUAUGUGCAUGUGUUAUCAAACCUCAGUCUAAUUGAAGCUUCUGUUUUAUUGGAGACGCUGAUGACGUGGUUGUUUGCCAGUUAUUUCAACGUAUUUUGUUGGGUAUAACCCUCCGUGAAAGUGACUGACCCCCAGUUUGUGUAACUCAUUAUGUUAUUUCGUGUCGAUCCGUUUUUGGUAAUUUCAUAAUUUGCAGAUUUUGAUACGCAGAAAUUUCCUUACCUAGACUCAUUUGCUGUCAGAUAUACACUGAAAGCAGGCAUCAAAGAUUCAGGUCAGUUCAGGGUUUGGUAGCUCUUUGCGAUUUCCAGCGUAAAUACGAGGACAACUCAUGUCUACAAGAAUUGGCGUUACGUGCGUGAAAACUUUAAAACCAGUGAUGCAACUGCUAACUUCAUAUGCGUUCCUAUUUUCGUACGGAAAUUCUUCAAAGCAUAAAAGGGAGUAAUGGUCAUAUACAUAAUGCAAAUUGGACAGAGAAAAGGGUGUGUCUUUGCUAGUUUCAAUUUGUACUUAAAUGCUUCCACCCACAUUGUUUAUUACCCUUUGCCACUCGACAUAAAGUGUCUCUCUUUUUUAAUAUUCUUAAAGAAUGGUUGGGUAAAACGCGGAGAUUCUGGUUUUACCGAGGAUUGUUGAUUUCUCACCCGUGACCCUUCGAUGCGAACGCAGCCUCCGUUCAGACGAAUAACGCCUCGACUGAGGAAAGUCCACAGCUCGAGUAACGAGGCUUGCAACUUCGACAUUUAAGAAGCCGCCUCGGUUAAGAGAUUCGAGUAUUUUGAAUGCUUUGCAAGUUCUAAUCUUAAGUGUGUAAAAGAGUUGAAAAAAUCUACAAAAAAAUUUUUGCUGAAAGAAGUAUGAAGUAGAUGGGUUAGUCUCUUUGUUUUUUAAGGGCACCAUCUGUUUUAUUAAGUCUUACGUAAUGAUUAAGAGAAAAAAAAAAUGAGCUUUGAUUUGAGAGUGCCUGGUAUAAUAGAUUGUCUUGUUAUUUUCAAAUGGUUAGUAAUUACGUUUGUAGAUUUGGAAAUGACUUCCUUCCAUGUUUUGUAAUGUUAAUGUAAUGAAAAUUUAAAUAUUUUGUAUGCAAUACAAAUAACUAAUAAAUGUU